Molecule: messenger RNA, 3106 nt
Organism: Poecilia latipinna (sailfin molly)
Lineage: Eukaryota; Metazoa; Chordata; Actinopteri; Cyprinodontiformes; Poeciliidae
Gene: naca
Product: nascent polypeptide associated complex subunit alpha
Exons: 9
Coding region: 116-2638 (840 amino acids)
Cellular component (GO): nascent polypeptide-associated complex
Source: RefSeq, a predicted model, not a curated record
GUUAAUUUAGCUGACCCGGAUGCGGAAGCGAUUUCUCCAACGGAUAUUACAUUGAAUCUGAGGUCAGGCGUUCUCUUUCACAGCCAUCUUGGAAAUAGCGUCCUGAGUUGCGACCAUGCCUGGCGAAGCAACAGAAACGGUCCCAGUCACCGAGCAGGAGAUGCAGCAGCCUCAAGCGGAGACUGCUCCGCCUCCUGCCCCAGCUUCUACCCAGCAACCUCAGGUAGCUUCUGGCCCCGCAAAGGCCAAAGGCAAAGAUGCCAAGAGUGGACAGGGUUCUUCUGCCCCAAAGGCUGUACCUGGCAGAAGAAAACGUUCCUCUAUGUCUGCCUCUUCCUCCUCACCCACUUCACCUAAAUCUACUCCCUCCUCUACUCCUCGGUCACCCGUGGUGUCACCUUUGGCAUCACCUUUAGCAUCACCUUUAGCUUCCUCAGCCAGUAGCUCCCCUGCCAAUCGUUCUGCCCCAAAAGUGGUUAAGGCUGGCAAACAAGGAAAGGCUAAGAAAGGAGAGGCAUUUGAGCCUGCUCCUGUCCAGGUAGACCACAAAGUCCCAGAGGUAAAGGAAAAGUCAGAGGAACCUAACUUGAAGAAAUCUAUGACUACUGAAGCUAAAGUUGUCCCAGUUGAGACAAAAUCUCAGCCACCCCCUGCAUUUAAAGUCACCCCAAAGCCUGCUGUUGCAGCACCAAUUUCAUUCUCUGAUACUCUUGCUUCAAGCCCACCAAAAUCUGGUGAUAAGGUUGCUUCCGCAAAACCUGUAUUGUUUAUGGUCGAUGAUGAGCUUCCUCCACUUAUCCCACCUGAGAAGCUUGGUAAAAUGCAAGUCUCUGCACCUCCUGUUGCCAAAGAGAGUGCAAAAGCUGCUUUGUCUCCUUCUGAGCCUAGACCUAAAGGGGUUACUUCUGCUCCUCCAGAGGAGAGUAAAGCCAAGAUGGGUACUGAACCCAAACCUUUGCCUGUCGAAGCUCCUAAGGCAGCUGCCCAAGUGAAAACUGUAACUCAGGAGGUCAUUAAGCCUUCUCCUACAGAUUCCAAGGCUAAAUCUGCUGCUGGCAAGACUGGCCAAGACAAAACUGCUGCUGCUGUGAAGCCAGCAGAUGAGACCAAAUUGAACUCUAACACAGGUCCUAAACAGGUUGAGAAUAUUAGGGCCUCACCUCCUAAAGUUACCAAGCCAAAUGCUGGUGUAAAGUCAACCCCUUCUGAGGUUACCAAACAAGCACCCGAAAAGGGUGUUGUGAUAGUUAAUAAGGCUCAGUCGGUUGACAUGAAGGCAACAGCUGCUGAGGCCCCCAAACAAGCCAAACCAAUAGCUGCUGAGGCACCUAAAGCAGAUUCUGAGACUCCUAAACUGGCCAAACCAACCGAGGAACCCAAGAAGGCCAAAGCCACCUCCACCGAGGCACCUAGACCAGCCCUGGAAGUGGCCAAGCAGGCGGUCACCGAGACACCCAAACAGGCUAAGCAGGCAGCCCCAGAGGCGUCCAAACAGGCUAAGCAGGCAGCCCCAGAGGCGUCCAAGCAGGCUAAGCAGGCGUCCCCCGAGGCACCCAAACAGGCUAAGCAGGCGUCCCCCGAGGCGCCCAAACAGGCUAAGCAGGCGUCCCCCGAGGCAGCCAAGCAGGCAAAGCAGGCGUCCCCCGAGGCAGCCAAGCAGGCAAAGCAGUUGGCUUCAGACCCCUAUAAAACAGCUGAGGCUUGUCCAUUGGCCAAAGCAACAGCCCCUGACGGUGCAGGCCAAACCAAGCAAGUCAAACCAACUGCUGCUGAAGCACCUAAACCAGCUCCUGAGAGUCCUAAAACAGCAAAACCGAAGGCUGAUGAGUCACCUAAACAAGCCAAGCAAACUACUGAAGUCCCCUCAAAACCUGCUCCAGUUGAGCCUAUUGUUCCGCCCCCUGCCACACGUAAACUUACUUUUGCCGAAGCAGUGGCAAAACCUGCACCUGUCAAGCCUGAAGCUGAUAAAAUCAGCACUGCUCCCUCUAAUCAUGUCAUAUCAUCUAAACCUGUCGAAACCCCAGCCAAGAUGGAAUCUGUGAUCAAGGACGACAAUGGAUCUGGCACAGAGUCGGACAGUGAUGACUCAGUUCCUGAGCUGGAAGAACAGGACUCUGCACAGACACAGACACAACAAGCUCAGCUUGCAGCAGCUGCUGAAAUAGACGAAGAGCCUGUAAGCAAAGCCAAACAGAGCCGCAGUGAAAAGAAGGCACGAAAGGCGAUGUCAAAGCUUGGACUCAGGCAGGUAACAGGGGUCACCAGGGUCACCAUUCGCAAAUCAAAGAACAUCUUGUUCGUCAUCACCAAACCAGACGUCUACAAGAGCCCUGCGUCAGAUACAUACAUCGUCUUCGGUGAAGCUAAGAUUGAAGAUCUUUCGCAGCAAGCCCAGCUGGCUGCAGCAGAAAAGUUCAAGGUACAGGGAGAAGCUACAGCAAAGAUCCAGGACAACACGCAGACGCCCACAGUACAGGAGGAAAGCGAAGAGGAAGAGGUUGAUGAGACCGGAGUCGAGGUGAAAGACAUCGAACUCGUCAUGUCACAAGCCAACGUGUCGCGGGCAAAGGCUGUACGCGCCCUGAAAAACAACAACAACGACAUUGUCAACGCUAUUAUGGAGUUGACGAUGUAACGGGAUCCUGUCAACAAAGAGUUGACGAAAGGUUGCUGAUUAAAUCUGAGCUCAUUUAUACAAUUUAUACCAAGAUGGAAAUAAAGUUGUGGCUUGAUGAAAUUAAAAUCUGGCAUUUAUUGAGACUCUUGGGGAAAUGAGGGGAAUUUCACCUGAUUCAGUGUUAAAAUAAAGACUUAUAGUACUUUUGUUUUUUCCACUGGUGAAGUAUUUGUCCUUGUACAAUGAUGAAGUCCAAAUUAGUUGUAAUAAAGGCUUUAAAAGUACAUUUUUCAGAGUGAUGAGCAGGAAGAGUUGCCGCUGUAACAUUACACCACCCUCCAGAUGAGGAGAAUAUCGUGUCCUUUGCUGUUUUAUUCACCUCUGUCUGUAUUUGGCUUAUUUAUUUACACCUCAAAGACUAAAUGAGUUUUUAAUGUCCUGAUAUGUAAAACAAUAGAAUUAAAACUUGGUGUACUCACAUUUUUA